Molecule: messenger RNA, 3742 nt
Organism: Cimex lectularius (bed bug)
Lineage: Eukaryota; Metazoa; Arthropoda; Insecta; Hemiptera; Cimicidae
Product: cGMP-dependent 3',5'-cyclic phosphodiesterase-like
Exons: 14
Coding region: 205-2493 (762 amino acids)
Biological process (GO): signal transduction
Molecular function (GO): 3',5'-cyclic-nucleotide phosphodiesterase activity
Source: RefSeq, a predicted model, not a curated record
UAUUUUCAACCAGAUGUUACAUGUUUUGAAAGCAGAAUAAAUUUCUUCCGGUACCCACAUUAUAAUUUAUUUGCCAGGCGACUAUUUUAAAACUUUUGUAAGAAAUUGUAGUGGUGUGGUGUUGAAAAUUAAUUUUUGUUGGCAAAUUUACUGAUGUUACAAAUUUUUUUUUAAACGGAUUGAGUUUAAAGAGUUAAAAAUAGGAUGUAUUUCUACGCAGAGGAUAGCCAGGGGAAAACGGUUGAUCUAGACGAAGCAAAGAAUCAUGCUAAUGAUGUAAUCCUCAGGGAAAGCGUACCUGCAGAUCUGUUGAAGCUGUUCUGUACCCUAAUCCAGAGAUCAUCUUUAGACUUAUUUGUUCACAUUAACAACUAUCUAAGAAGAGUAACUUCAGGGGAGAGUUCUUUCGUCCUGUAUUUUAGCCAAUUAGUUAAAGAAGGCAUUAUAUCUGUCAUAGGAGAAAAUAUCUUGUCACCACAAAUUAGGCUCACUCACAAUGAUCCAUUAUUUGGUACUCUUCUAAGUUAUAGCGAAAGCAUCAUUAUAAACACCCGCUGCCUGCCGGAACAGCUUAUUGAAGAGAUCAACUCUGACCUGUUCAGUCAUCAACACUCAGGGGCACUGAGACAAGUACUGUUCAUCCCAAUCUAUGGCCCUGGGGAGGUGGCGCCAGUUUUCUGGGUCGGUCUGGCCAACUCAGAACAAAAUAUGGAAGCUGCACAAAGAGAUGAAGCUCUCGUGUUUGAAAGCUGCAGAUAUUGUGUAGCUUUAAUAAAGAAUACAUUGAGAUAUGAAGAAAUGAGGCAACACCACAUCCGCCUUAAACUUCUUAUUUCUGCUAUUUGGGACUGCAGUAAACACAUCGACGACAUGGGAGUUUUGAACAACAUUCUUAAAGAAAAAUCUUGCGAAAUAUUCGAAUGUGAAACUUGUUCAAUAUAUUUAAAAGAAGACAGGAAAUUAGUGUCAAGAACGACUGAAUACGGUUCCCCGUUUGAUUUUCACAACCGGGGAUUGUAUGAUAUUGUUAUUCCUGUUGGCCUUGGGUAUACAGGCAGUGUAGCUGCCAGCGGUGAAAUAGUGAGCACAACCAAAUACCAAAUCACUGGGCAAAUUGAUUUUUGCACCGCACUGGAUAAAUAUUCUGGACAGGAAACAAGAAAUCUCAUGGCAUUCCCGAUGCCAUUCAAAGAUAUUCCUGUGUAUGGAGUCAUGGAGGUAGCCAACAAAGUUGAAAAGAAUAAUUUUACUAAAGUCGAUGAAAUGUAUGCAAUGUGCUUUGGAAAAUUGGCCGGAUCCCUUCUUUAUCAUUCACUCCAUUUAAGAAAGACAUCAGCCAACUAUGAAAAUAAGGAAAUAAUAAAUUCAUUCUUGUUGAGGCACAUGAAGGUGAAAAAUAGAGACAUCCAUGAUCUAUUCAGAGUGCUUGAUAUUCCAGAUAUUGAGAGUUAUUACUCGCCCACAUGCCUUCCAAGUAGUACAAAUGAAAAUGAAACUGUUCUUGUUAUUAUUAACAUUUUUUCUGAGCUUGACAUUAUUACUCAUUACGGCAUUCCUCCUAUUAAACUCUUAAGGUUUAUUCUAAAUGUGAAAAAGAGUCAUCAAAAGCUGCCCUUUUUCAACUGGUUUCACACCUUUUGCUGUUUUCAAUUUGCGUUUAUGUUAGUGGCAACCCAUGAGCUGGUACAGAAAGAGUAUUUGUUGGAAAUUGAAGUUUUUGCUAUGCUCUUGGCUGUACUAUGUCAUCAUAUGGAUUAUCGUGGCUCACUGUCCUGCUUUCAAUUGACAACUGGUAAUGUUUUAGAGAGUCUUUACAGUUCUCCCGGACAACUGUCUAGACACUAUGCCAUCGGGCAGACGUUUCGUUUAUUAAAUGACCCAAGCUGUUCAAUUUUAGAGAAUGUUUCUGAUGAUCAAUACAAAAAGAUAUUACUACUUAUUGACAAAAUGAUUUUAGCUACUGAUCUCGCUGACCAUCUUAAUCGAAUGUAUGUUUAUGAAGAUCUGAUCGGAAGAGUUUUUAAUUUUGAGUUGGAAGAAGACAGAGAAUUAUUAUACCAAUUGAUAAUUGGUUGCAUUGAAAUGAAUGAUUAUGCAAGACCGUGGAAACACCUUCGAGAAGUUGCUCCAAGGAUCUUCAAUGAAUUUUUAAGGCAGAAUGAUGAACCUUAUGCAGAAGGUGUUUUUAACUUUCCAGAUUUGACAUACAGGCCUAAAAUGGCAGAGUGUCACAACCUUUUUCUCACUUCUUCUGUGCUUCCGAGUUUUGAAAAAUUGUGCAAAAUAAUUCCUUCGGUAUCCUCUUUUAUUCCCAUUGUUAAAUUAAAUCUAGAAGCAUGGGUCACGAUAAGGAAUAAGAUCAAGAAGGAAAAGACUGAUAACAUUAUGGACGUUUUACUGACGGAAUUUGAAAUUCGAGAAGAACCAACUCCUGUAGCACCCCUACCCGAUGAAGCUGAAGAAUCGGACUAUUCAGAAGGGGAUGAUCAAUAAAAAAAAAAUUUGCCUAUUAUCUAAUAAUUUUAUUCUAUAAAAGUAUCGAUAUGUAAAAAUAACAAAUAAUGCUAAUUAAUUUGCGGUUUACUAUUUUGGCUAAUCAAGUAUUAUCAUGACACCUAAUUGUACAUUUAAUAAUUUGCAUGCAGCAAAUAAUACUUUAAUUCCGACGAAUUUGUCUUCAUAAUGAUGGCUUCAAGCAAUUUUUGUCAAGUCCUAAUGGAGAGUACUUAGUUAAUAUAUAAUAAAUUCCAGGAUUUGUAUUAUUAGUUGUAAAUAAAAUAAAUUAUUGCAGCAAAUGAAAAAUAAUGGACUAACUAAUAUUAAAUAUUUAAAUAUCAUUAAGUACUUCAGGAAUUAAAUAAAAUGGAGUAAUCAUAUUUCUGACUGGGCUGAAUUCCUGAUUCUAACUGAGACCUUUUCAAAGGAGAAGUCAUGGUGAAAAGUAUUCAAACCAAAAGCGUGGUGGUAGGUAGACCAAGGUGAUUUAAGAUGAACAAGCAAAGCCAAAAGUACUAACGUAAGCAUGGGAGAUCUUUCACUACCUACAAACAAUCUUAGAAUCUUUUAGAAUUUGGAAAAAAGGAAAGAAAUAUUUGUCAGAAAGAAUAAUGCGGGUAAGUCAUUCCAUUGUAAUAGUCAUAAUUCCAAUUAUCUAUUAAUAUUUUAAUUAAAAACUUUUCCCAUAGUCAUGUCUUCCUUGAUAAGGAUUUCAAUGACACCCAUCACUCCUACCAUGCCUAAUCCUCUCCCUAGAACUCCUACCACGAUAUGUAAUAGAAAAAAUGACAAGUCCUGUUCCCCUUAUGCCCUCCUCUCCUGUACUUAUUAACUUUUAAUACGGAAGUUAAUUUUCCUCUUUCUGUGUAGUUGUACUUUUACCCCAGUCACCACCCACAAUCCUGAAGUUGGUUACUAUACCGUAUUCAAUUGAUAUUUGUCAAUUCUUAAACUAUUUAAAAAUUGUGUUUUGUUGUGUCUAAAUCAUUACUGUGGUGUUACUCAAGGAUGUUGGUGCCUUAUAGUUCAUUUAUAGAGGGCCUAUUCUUUUCUCACUAGUUGUAUCAUUUUACCACCCUCACUGGUACAGACCAAAGUUACCAUUACUUCUGCAUAUUAUUCAAAAAUAAAAAGACAUUAAAUCAUUAAUGUUUGUUUUAAUGAACUAAAUUAACAGUCCUGACAGCACAUAUUUGAAUAUAUUUGCAUUGCUUAGAUUAAUCUGUAACUUUUUUUUUUUUUUUUU